GACUGCCACCUCCUGAAUGGUUAUACUGGUUGGGUCUUCCGCACCUCUCGGUCGGGGGCUCCUGGCCGCUCCCCGCGGUCCCGCCCGGGCCCCGCCUUUUUCGGGGGCUGGGCGAUGGGCGGAGAAGGGGACGGGCGGGUUAAAGGGAGGCCGGCCCGGGACCAGGCUACCUCUGCUCGCGCCGCGGUGUCCGCUCAGUCCCGCCACGGCGGAGGACGUGCCGCGAGCCCUCGUUGAGCGGGGAGGCCCAACACUGAGAGGUUUGGAAAAGCCUUUUGACCCAGGAAUCACCAGAGCUGUUCCAAAAUAGAAGGACAUAAGAAAUUUAUUCAAACUAGCUUGGCCUGAGUAGGAAGUAAGAAGAGAGUUAUAGACGGGUUGCAUUGAGGAAUGAAGAGCUGCUGUGUGUAUCCACAAAUCUGAUUGACUUGCUCAGGGAGGCUAAAGCAUCUAUCUCCAGAAAUGUCUUUGGAAAGUAAAGAGCAAUAUGAUCUGUCACCCAAGAAUUCAGUUGAAGGAAAUCACCAACACAGUCCUCUGUCUGAUAUGCAUCCGGAGCUUGAAAAGGAAUCAGGUACCAACUUGAAGCAAUUUGAAGCCAGUGAUCAAUGCACACCUUAUCGUAGGAUCCAUAUGGAGCCUCAAGAGAAACCAAGUACUAACUUCAAGCAAUUUGUCACUAAAAAACUGCAGAAGAGUUGCCAGUGCAGCCCAGCCAAAGCCAAAAAUAUGAUUUUGGGUUUCCUUCCUGUUUUGCAAUGGCUCCCAAAAUAUGAUCUGAAGAAAAACAUUUUAGGGGAUGUGAUGUCUGGCCUGAUUGUGGGCAUCUUAUUAGUGCCCCAGUCCAUUGCCUAUUCCCUCUUGGCUGGUCAAGAGCCUAUCUAUGGUCUGUACACGUCUUUUUUUGCCAGCAUCAUUUAUUUCCUGUCGGGCACCUCCCGUCACAUCUCUGUGGGCAUUUUUGGAAUCUUGUGCCUUAUGAUUGGUGAGGUAGUUGACCGAGAACUACACAAAGCUGGCUAUGACACUGCCGAAAACGCGCCUUCUACUUUAGGAACGGUUUCAAAUGGGAGCACGUUAUUAAACCAGACCUCAGACUGGGUGUGUGACAGAAGUUGCUAUGCAAUUACUGUUGGCAGCACUGUGACCUUUAUGGCUGGAGUUUAUCAGGUAGCGAUGGGCUUCUUCCAAGUGGGUUUUGUUUCUGUCUACCUCUCAGAUGCCUUGCUGAGUGGAUUUGUCACUGGUGCCUCCUUCACUAUUCUUACGUCUCAGGCCAAGUAUCUCCUUGGGCUCAGCCUUCCUCGGAGUAAUGGUGUGGGCUCGCUCAUCACUACUUGGAUACAAAUCUUCAGAAACAUCCAUAAGACCAAUCUCUGUGAUCUCAUCACCAGCCUUUUGUGCCUUUUGGUUCUUUUGCCAACCAAAGAACUCAAUGAGCACUUCAAGUCCAAGCUUAAGGCACCGAUUCCUACUGAACUUAUUGUCGUCGUGGCAGCCACAUUAGCCUCUCAUUUUGGAAAACUAAAUGAGAAAUACAAUACCAGUAUUGCUGGGCCUAUCCCCACGGGGUUUAUGCCACCGAAAGCACCAGACUGGAAUCUAAUUCCUAGUUUGGCUGUAGAUGCAAUAGCUAUUUCGAUCAUUGGUUUUGCUAUCACUGUAUCACUUUCUGAGAUGUUUGCCAAGAAACAUGGCUACACGGUCAAAGCCAAUCAGGAAAUGUAUGCCAUUGGCUUUUGCAAUAUCAUCCCCUCCUUCUUCCACUGCUUUACUACCAGCGCAGCUCUUGCAAAGACCUUGGUUAAAGAAUCAACAGGCUGCCAAACUCAGCUUUCUGGUGUGGUGACAGCCUUGGUUCUUUUGUUGGUCCUCCUGGUAAUAGCUCCUUUAUUCUAUUCCCUUCAGAAAAGUGUCCUUGGUGUAAUCACCAUUGUAAAUCUCCGGGGAGCCCUACGCAAAUUUAAGGAUCUGCCCAAGAUGUGGAAGGUUAGCAGAAUGGAUACAGUUAUCUGGUUUGUUACCAUGCUGUCCUCUGCACUGAUAAGUACUGAAAUAGGCCUGCUAAUUGGGGUUUGUUUUUCUAUGUUUUGUGUCAUUCUCCGCACUCAGAAGCCAAAGACUUCGUUGCUUGGUUUGGUGGAAGAGUCUGAAAUCUUUGAAUCCGUGUCUGCUUACAAGAAUCUUCAGACUAAGCCGGGCAUCAAGAUAUUCCGUUUUGUAGCCCCUCUCUACUACAUAAACAAAGAAUGUUUUAAAUCUGCUUUAUACAAAAAAACUCUCAACCCAAUCUUAGUAAAGGCAGCUCAGAAGAAGGCCGCAAAGAGAAAGAUCACAAAGAAAACAGUGAUUCUCAGUGGAAUCCAGGACGAAGUUUCAGUGCAACUUUCCUGUGAUCCCUUGGAGCUUCAUACCAUAGUGAUUGACUGCAGCACAAUACAGUUUUUAGAUACAGCAGGGAUCCAUACACUGAAAGAAGUUCGUAGAGAUUAUGAAGCCAUUGGCAUCCAGGUUCUGCUGGCUCAAUGCAAUCCCUCUGUGAGGGAUUCCCUGGCCUCCGGAGAGUAUUUCAAAGAGGAAGAAGAAAACCUUCUCUUUUAUAGUGUGUAUGAAGCAGUGGCCUUUGCAGAAUAUCAGAAUCAGAAAGGAGUAUGUAUUCCCAAUGGUCUGAGCCUUUCCAGUGAUUGACUGAGAAAGUGGAUGGAAAGGAGAAUGAUGUCCAGCCAAUAGGUUAAGGUUUGAAGUAUAUAACAUUUUCUAGUUCCACAGUGGAAACUGUUGCACUUGAAAUUUUAACCUGGGACGCCUGGGUGGCUCAGUCGGUUAAGCAUCUGCCUUUGGCUCAGGUCAUGAUCCCAGGGUGUGGGAUCGAGCCCCAUAUCGGGCUCCCUGCUCAGUGGGGAGUCUGCUUCUCCCUCUCCCUCUGUGUGCUCACCCUCGCUCUCUCUCUCUAAUAAACAAAUAAAUCUUUAAAAAAAUUGUUUUAACCUGUUGGUUAGACAUUAUUCCGUUGACGCCGAUGGCCUCUAUAGGUAGACAAAUGCAGCAGGGUUUAUAGUUGGGCAGAAUCGCAAAGAAGAAAAUAUUGCAGUUUCAGGUUUUCUUGCAGAUAUGAGGUAUUCUUGGAAUUAAAUAAACAUCUAUUGAAUUGAACUGUAAAGUAGCCCCCAAACUCAGUUACCAUGCUGUUGAAGAUAAGCAUUUGGACUCUUCCUCGAGAACCAGGAGGUAAAGCUGACGUUGACGUGGCAAGUGCUGGAGCCCACUUGCUGUGACACUUUGGAGAGGGAGUAGAAAGGAUCAAGACGACAGUGUUGUGCCUUCUCUGAUACCAGCAGGCCAGGAGACUUCUGGGGCAAAGGUUUGUUCUUACUUGUACUUUUCUGUUCCCAGUCUUUGCUCCCUAGACGGCAGUAGGAUCUCUGGCUUUGAGUAGGAGAGCACCAUCCCUUAAGGCAGGGAACCACAGGCACAGUCUUAUCGGGGGUGGGGUGGCUGAGCAGGCUGGUGAAAUCCUACCACCGGCCUCAUGUUACCUAGAGCAUUCUUUUUUAAUACAUUUGAUGUUUUAUUCCUGCCUUUUUAUUUAAGGUAAGUAGGUAAGUGAAGAGCUCUUCUUCAUAAUCAGCCAAAAUAAUAGGAAUCCUCCCUGUCUUUUCUGUGAUCUCAAUCUGUCCCUGUUUCUGAGUAUUUCUCUACCAUUAAGCUCUAUUGUAGCUUUCAUUCAUUUAGUGUUUCUCAUGGAAUCUGUCUUAUACUGCUGUGGAUUACCAGCGACAAGCUUGCUAGGUAAAAGGCACAACGCUGACUCCACAAUUCUAGACAGCAUUUUAAAUGAGCUUGAGGCAACUGUUAAGGAUGGAUUGAGAAAAGGAAUGAUUGACGGUUUCCCUUAAGAAUUUGUUUACUUAGCAGUGGAUUUUUUUUCCUUCCCAUGGCAUUUUAGCAAGGGUCCCCUGGGGAUUGACAGUCUUCCUCAAAUAGAAGGUACUAUUCAUCUUUACUCUUGCAGGAAUAUUUUAUUGUAACCAAUGGAAAGGAGUGCAUGGAAGUGAUAAAGUGCUUCCAAAAGAACAUCAAUAAUUAAUUGGUAGAUGUUUUAGUGAAAACAAAACUGAUGCUUACUGCCGUGCACCCUAUUGAUGUACAAUAAAUACGGAUGACAGCGACAGCUUUUACCUCUUUAGGUCACCUAAAACUGUCAUGCAAGAGGAUUUAGAAACAUCACAUUCAUACAUCCCAAGUUCUGUGUAUAUAUUAUUUCUGAUGGCUGGCCACAGGUUGUGGCCACAGGAAUAGUUCCUUUUUAAAAGCAAGAAUGUCCAACAUUAAAAGCUUUUCAUUCUGUAUGUGGACCUUGAUAGGCAACAAUAACAACAACAAAACAGGUUUUCCAAAGUUAGGACUAGGAGACUAAUUGAUGUGAGAUUGAAACAUUUAGCCACACUAUUUAAAGCAAGCAAAAUAAUUACAGAAAUGCAAAUCAUUUUUAACCUGUUACUACAUUCUAAACAACUUAAAUUUAUUUAUGAGAAGCAAACCCUAUGUGUAGGGCAUCUGUUGGAGUGGGACACUUUUAAACAUAUGUAGCCUCCUUGUUGGCUCCAGAAACUCCAAGUGUUGCGUUUCUAUUGGUAGAGCUCUGUCCAUCUGUUUACAUGGAAAAUGCCUUUCUGUUAAAACGAAACUGUUUCUCAAUAAAAAAAAAAAGCUGGA
Molecule: messenger RNA, 4716 nt
Organism: Mirounga angustirostris (Northern elephant seal)
Lineage: Eukaryota; Metazoa; Chordata; Mammalia; Carnivora; Phocidae
Gene: SLC26A2
Product: solute carrier family 26 member 2
Exons: 4
Coding region: 463-2688 (741 amino acids)
Biological process (GO): transmembrane transport
Cellular component (GO): plasma membrane
Molecular function (GO): secondary active sulfate transmembrane transporter activity; bicarbonate transmembrane transporter activity; chloride transmembrane transporter activity
Source: RefSeq, a predicted model, not a curated record